UGGUACGGUACAAUAAGGCCUCAGGAGGAACAUUGAUAAUAAAGGAAAGAACUGUGACCCAAAAUGGAAGAGGAGUUCUGACAACAAAAGCUGAUAGACAAAAGAUAAUGCCUGGUAUUCUGAAUGUGCCAAUCAACAUGUUUUCUGUUGAACAGAUAGAGCUUAUCCGAAGACUUCGUAACAGUGGAAUAACUAAACAGCAAGUUAUAGAAGCUUUUGAUUCUUUAGAAAGAAUUGAUGGAGAACUAGGUUCUUUAUUUGAUGUACCAGUGAACAAAGAUGCCACACAACAUUCACAUAUUACAAGAACUCAUCAACAUGAUCUAUUGUCACCAUUACAGACAUCAUUUAAUCAAUCUAUGACUAGAUCAAGCACACAUGAAUCUGCUGAUCAUCAAAUGAUAAAUUCAUCAUCACAUGAUACAAAUAAACAGUUUACAAUAUCCAGAACUGCAUCCCAGCAAGCUAAUAAGAAGUUAACAAAUCUGUCUUGUUCAACUAUAGAUCUUUCCAUGGAUGAUAAUGACAACUUUAAUAAUGAUACAAGAAACUAUAAAGCUUCACAGUAUGACAAUUCUAGAAUUGAGAACACAACAGUUGAAAGGCUAGAAAGAUUUCAAAAUUCAAAAUUGGCCAAUCAGAGUUCUACUGUAACUAGAACAAAAUCAGGGGAAUUACACCCUCAAUCUAUCCAGUCAGCAACAGUUAAUGUAUCCAACAAUUACAGCACAGUUCCAAAUAAAAAGCAAAAAACAACAGAAAAAGUAGAUUUAAUAGAAAUGGAUUCAAAAAAUGGUGUUGUUGAGUUAAUAGAAAGUGCAGUAAUAGAAAAGAUUGGUACAUGUACACCUACACAAGGUCAAACAGUGACAAUGCCGGAUGGUCAGGAAGUAACAAUUUCAUAUCAAAGACGAGAAAGAUUCACCUUCAGGGAAAGACAUUUAGAAAUACUGGAAGCUUUCUUUAAAGAGAACCCAUAUCCAACAUAUGAACAGAGAGAAACCAUAGCUGAUAAGUGUAAUAUGGCUAUAAGUAAUAAUGGAGCAAGGCCAUUAUAUGAAAAGGAAAAGGUGACAGCUCAUAUGGUUUUAAAUUGGUUUGCCAACAGCAGAAAGGAAGUAAAAAAGCUGGCAAAAGAAGGUGGUAUUGUGGCCUCAGCAUCAAUUUUGCCAUCACGCUUAAGUAAACGCAAAUCCACAAGUAUAGUAACACAGGGAUCAAAUGAAGAUGGUGUGAAUUCUGACCAAUCUAACGACUCUUUCCAAGCUUUAAGUGACAACAAGGGACCAAAAGAAGAAUUUAUCAUUAUAAAGUGUGAAGAGGACAAUGGAAGUUAAUGACAAACAGAAUCAAAUGUUGCUCUAGCAAGAAAAGAAGGUCACAGUGUCCGUAAUAUUGGAGAAUUCUGGAGCUAAUCAAAGUGCUUGUGAGGGUUUGAAUACUACUUUGAAUUUCUAUUGUGAACUUAAAUUAAACAUUUCAGAUAUUGUAUUGAUAAAGAUACAUAUUUUGUCAAUAUAAAGAAUUGGAGUUAUGUCCCUUUGGCUAUAAAAUUGCAGGUAGAACAGAUAGAUUCAUGCACCAUGUACUUCUUUCUGUGUACUUUGAAUUAAAUGUUUUUCUUGAAUAUAUAUGGUAUCAGACACACACACAAUCUUUUGUAAAUUGAAUAUCUUAAGCAUAUUACAUCAAUAAAUUACAUAUGGCCGUGUUAAAUGUCAUCAAUAAAAUUUUCGUAAACUAA
Molecule: messenger RNA, 1744 nt
Organism: Mytilus californianus (California mussel)
Lineage: Eukaryota; Metazoa; Mollusca; Bivalvia; Mytilida; Mytilidae
Product: homeobox-containing protein 1-like
Exons: 5
Coding region: 108-1337 (409 amino acids)
Biological process (GO): positive regulation of DNA-templated transcription
Cellular component (GO): nucleus
Molecular function (GO): double-stranded telomeric DNA binding
Source: RefSeq, a predicted model, not a curated record